Harpegnathos saltator (Jerdon's jumping ant) is the source of this 1856-nucleotide messenger RNA. RefSeq lists its product as uncharacterized. The coding region runs from base 71 to 418 and encodes 115 amino acids. The record is from RefSeq and is a predicted model, not a curated record. The transcript has 3 exons. NCBI's taxonomy places the organism in Eukaryota, Metazoa, Arthropoda, Insecta, Hymenoptera, Formicidae.
ACUAGUUGAUCAUUUCGUCAUCUUUGUUUACCUAAUUUUGCACGAAUAAAUUAAUUGGCGAGAAACAAAUAUGAGUCUCAAAAUGAAUGAAAAUGAUGGUUAUAUGAUAAAAUUUACAGCGAACAAAACUGAAAAGUCGAUACGAGUACAACAACAAACACGCGAUCUUCUUCGUAACGCCAAUGUUUCUCAAUAUGCAUCAGAAAACACGCGAGACCGGCAGGCAGUAUUGUAUUUGAAAGAGAACAGAAUUUAUGAUUUCAUUGAAUUUUUGAUUGGCAAUCUUCUACUGCAUCGACCUUAUGAUCCUUAUGAAUAUCUGAGUCAACUGUUAGAUACAUAUAUUUUAUCCCGCGACGGCCUUGUCGACUCUUCUUUCUCUUUUCCCUUUUACAAAAAAGGAGCAAAUGACAAAUAGAACAUGCAAUAUAUUUUGCAAUAUGAAACGGUGCAAUGAAAAUGUAUAAUUCCGAACAACUGGAGAAGUAGUAUAAUAAUAUUUUCGUAUAAAUGAAUGUUUGCACAUAAUAACUUUUACUACGUAUGAUGUAAAAAAAGAUGUACGUGAGAAAUAGCGAGAGAAAUAGCGAGAGAAAAAGAUAAAGAAAAUUUAUUGCGGAAAGUGUAGUUAAAAAGUGCAAACUCGUACAUGACUAUAGGUACCUAAGUGCGCAUGCGCAUUACGUUAUGCGUGAAAUAUACUAUACACUAAAAGCACAGUUUGAAUUCAACCGAAAUUUUUCUUUCCCUUUUGGACGGAGCAAGGAAGCGGUAGGCUUGUCGUUGUCUCCUGAUCGCUCGUUAAUUUAUUUAAACAAUUAAAGUAGCAUUCGAGCAUGAUAAGGUGCGAGACGACGACAUUUCAUUCAGGUGCAAUAUAACUCGUAACAAUGAGCUCACAAAGCAUCGCUGUAAGUUAUUUCAUAUAUUUUUCAUGACUUGUAUGCAUUGCGAUAUUGACAUAAUGGCGGAUUUUCGUCAAAUAUCGGGAGAACAUUUAAGAAGAAAUAAACGAAAAUAAGUAUUUCCGUGAAGCUUAAAGAUUUGUGUGCGUAUUGUCAUUAUGAUUUUAGCACAAUAAUAUCGCGUAAUAUUAAUCUUACGCAUAAUUUGAUAAACAUACGAAUUCGAAUCAACUGCAUAAAGGGUGAGGGAAAGAGUGAGGAAAGAUUCUGAUAAUUUUGAUAUCGUGGUGUAAAAAUGCCGCCUACCGGAGAUAUUUUCGAUACAUACAUGACGAUGAAAAAAUCGAGUCAAUAAUAUUUAACCUUUACCGUGUUGCUAGCAACGUAAAGGAAAUCGAUAGUGAUUAAUAAUGCUAAAAUAUAUUCCAUUAACUCGACACUGUUACAUGUAUCAAUGAUGUAUUAUUCAUAAUGAUCAGACGUAUUGUAUAAAGCAUAGUAAACACAAACCGAGCUUGUGUGUACGAUACGUCCGUUUACUUCACGUUGUUGGUCGAUCAUUGAAAGUCAUUCGAUUGCCGCGCGUUGAAGAGAUGAAUAGUAUGUGUGUCUUGUAGAAUGAUUUAGAGACAAAAGAUCAAUGUGAACGGUGCAGAAUCAUUCAAAAUUCGGUUUUAUCUUAGUAUUUUAGUUAACCGAGUUAGCGUUUUUAACUUCAAUCUAACCUAUCCCGAUUCGGUUCUCGGCGUAGUUGUUUGUCUCAUUGAGUUUGUACACAACUUUACCGUGUAAAAAUAUUCAGGAGAAAUGAAAGAAAGUAUCAUUUGCUACAUUGUGGAGUCAUUAGUCAUUAGCAUGAUAAUUUCGAUUCAUAUAUGCGUGAUCUAUGAAUUAUAUCGUGAACAUUAAACACGAUUGACAUAACCAAAAAUCGAUCGUGUUGUUUACUAA